UCUUUCUGCAGGCUGCGAUUCGAGACAUAAAUAAACCGAUAACCUGUUUUCCGCGGCGUUUGAUCUAUUUUGAUGUAAUAAAAUUAAAAGUAUUCGAGAAAAUUAAGGAAAUUUCCAUUUUGUCCUACCUCAGAGGGUCAAUAUAGGAUUUCGGCAGUGAACAGAAUGACAGCUGGUAAAUAGGCCACGAAGUUGACCUUGUGACCUAGAUAGAAAAACAAACAAGAUGUCUGCGCCCGUGCGGAACCUAGUGAAGGGCCUGAUUGAUGCCCACCGAGUCAUGGUCUUCUCUAAAUCAACCUGCCCAUUCUGUCUGUUGGCCAAGGACACGCUGAGGGAGGCAGGAGUCAGGGACUUGAAGGUGCUGGAGAUUGAGCUCAGACCAGAUGCUCCAGAUAUACAGAAGGUUCUAUAUGACAUUACGGGUAUCUCAACAGUGCCCAGUGUCUUCAUCGAUAAAGAGCACAUUGGAGGGGGAACGGACGUCCAACUCAAACAGGAAUCAGGAGAACUGGAGAAGUUGUUGAGAGAAAAGGGAAUCAUCAAUGGAAACGGCGAGGCGUGACCAGCAGGAAAGGAGAGGACUGUACUGAGCAUAAGUGUGAACGAUAUAAAUUUGCCAAUGGACUCCUGUGAAAUGCAAAUGAAAUGCCAGUUUAUUGCAGCACCUGUACUUGCAGCACGUGUAUUUCAUUGUAUUAAUUGUAUUCUAUAAUACCAUAGAGUUCUCUGGUGGUUUCGGGCACUUCAAGGAGUAACAGGCAGGGCGGUUUUUGGGUGCUACAGUGACUAAAGGUUAAUGGACAAAAAAUUUCAGGGGCAAUAUAAUAUUGAUGUUUGAAGUUAUUAUGAUUAUCUAUGAUUAUAUAUUGUGGGUAAUGGCAGCAGGUGUGGGGUAGGGGCGCUAAAUUCAUUUACAAAAAUCAUUUUCAGGUUUUAAAUGUACAUAGAAUGUAAUCUUUGUUUGGUGAAAACAGGGUCAAAUAUCAACCCACUGCCUUUCAUAAAAAUUCUACAUACAACUCUAAACGAUCGGUAAUAAACACAGCAAAAAAGAACAAGGUUUCACAAAUUCAACGGCCAAAUUGUUUUAAUGAAGUACUUCUUGCAAAAGUCAUUGUGAGCUAACCAACACAUAAAGUAUACAGCAAAAGGCCCCCCGAGAGCCAAUUUUGCUUCAUGUGGAAAGAAGUAACUGACCCAGUAUCUCAUGUUCACAGAGUUAAAGCUACUUGCAAAGCUUUAAGUAAUAAAAACCACCCAUUUAAAAAUGCACCAUAAAAAGUUCAGAUUUCUACAAGUAUUGAUAAAAAGAUUACGCUAGAGAUUUGUCUUAGUACUACACACAGCAUUUACUGUUUACUUUGGAAAAAAGAUAUCUUAUACAUUAAGGCAAGGGCAGUAGGAAAAACACAGCCACUGUGUAACAAUAUAAUAAAAAAUCAAAGUGAGCAAAGCAUGUUCAAGUUGAAUGUCCGAGAAUUUCUUGGGUGUACGGCUUCGAAACGGCGAAGUGUCAAAAACACACUUGUGAAAACAAGAGCUAAUCCCAUAUAAUUUUACACCGGUAUAUGUUAAUGGUAAUACAAUCUGAUAACGUCUAGACAACUCAGGGAACUACUGGUUUUUACUGAGUAACUUUUAAAUUACAUUCGCUUUUUCAGUCCGGUGGCAGUUCCUUUUUAGCCUUUUGGUUCGCUUGCUUGGAUUAUUGAAUAUUAAAAUUUAAAUUUACUCCGUUUUUUUAUUGUUGCAAUACAAAUUUUGACCGCCAACUUAAUUCAUAACAUUUUGUAGUAUAUAUAUUUCGACAAGUCUUCCAUUAAAUGUACAAUUUAUUGGUAUUCUACAAAUCAGUCAUACGCAGUCUGAACCAAGUACCGAGUAAAUGUAUUUACAUGCAAAAAAAAUAUACGCAGAAAGUUAAACAUUGGAGUAAAAAAUAAUUUGGGAGUUUUAGAUACAAUAAAUUUCAUAUUUACUCAGGAAAAAAAUAAUAAUAAAAUUUAGUACUGUACAGUGUACUGAUUAUAAAAUAUUCAAAUCACAGGGAUAAAAAAAUAAGAGAUGCAUAGCGAAGCAGCUACAUGUAUUAAUUUUGGAAAGUAUUUACAACUGAUUAUUGCCCUAAUAAAGAUUCUGUGUGUGUAUUCACAGAAUGGCAUGCACAAUUUUGAAGCGAACAUUUAAUCAGAUUUCAUUCUGGGCAGUUUAAUGUGGUUUUAAGCAUAGAAGGCCAGUACUGUUCCGUGCAUAAAACCUUCUGACUUUUUCAAAAUUAAAAACAUUUGCAGCAUAGAAUGAAAAUAGUCAUUUAGAAAGACAAGUCAAUUAGCCAAGUUUGUAAAACACAUAUACUGUUGACUGGUUCAUAUUCUUUUACAGUAAAUACAUAUUCAAA
This is a messenger RNA of Patiria miniata (bat star), 2401 nucleotides long. RefSeq names its product glutaredoxin-like. NCBI's taxonomy places the organism in Eukaryota, Metazoa, Echinodermata, Asteroidea, Valvatida, Asterinidae. Gene Ontology annotation, molecular function: glutathione disulfide oxidoreductase activity. Gene Ontology annotation, biological process: cellular response to oxidative stress. The record is from RefSeq and is a predicted model, not a curated record. The coding region runs from base 227 to 565 and encodes 112 amino acids. The transcript is spliced from 3 exons. Gene Ontology annotation, cellular component: cytoplasm.